AUGCAAAACUAUCCUAGGAGAUACCCAAUUCCGCCUAUGCAGGCAAAUGUGAACAAUAUAAACCCUUACGUACGACCGUUAGCGGGCAUGUCACCGAUGGCAGCGACUCCUCCCAUGCCGUCAUCAAUGCAUACGCCUAUUCAGUCACCCUUACCCAUUGGUCCCGCUACAAAUCAAAUUCCGAUAGUAGCCAACUCAUAUCUUCAGUUUCAAGCUCGAGCUGGAAUUGGAACUCAACGUAUAAAUCAAGGAAUGUCCACGCCAACUUCAGUGAAGGCUAACAAUAGACGUACCAAGGGUGCAAAGAAUAAGACAUCAAUGAUUUCCAUGGCUGAUGCAGUUGUUGAUGAAGCAGAUGAGCCUUCUGGAGGCUCGAUAAUACCGCCGGAAUCACCAUACCAAUCAAAAAAUGUUGAAGAAUUAAAAAAACAACUUGCUGAAACUCAAGCUGAGUUUGAAAAGAUGACUAGUGAACAUGCCGAAAAGAUGAAGAGUUUUACAUUACGUACAGAAGCUUUGUCCAAAAGCAUGCAGGAGAUCAAAAAAUGUAACGGUUCAGAGGUUAGUCUAUAG
Molecule: messenger RNA, 573 nt
Organism: Dentiscutata erythropus
Lineage: Eukaryota; Fungi; Glomeromycota; Glomeromycetes; Diversisporales; Gigasporaceae
Source: the annotation of a GenBank genome assembly